AUGAAGAAGGAGGUGAAAGCUAAUCACUUGCACAUUGUCAACGACCAAGCUGAGAAGGCUUUCCAAGAGCCUGAUGUCAGCAGCACCAAAGUUCACUGUGAAUUGUGGGCCACGAAGAACAACUGUCUCUGCAUUCCGAAAAACCAAGCUCUUCUCACCAAGCACUCAGCACUCUACAUACCACGCGAGAUCGCUCUCCGGAUCCAUCUCCAAAGCCGUAAAGCCGCUCCCCAGGAACCUGAAUCUGUUCGAGCUAUUAUACCGAAUAUCAAAGUGUUCAGUCCUAAGAUCGCCCAGAAGACGUUUGUAGAGCAUCCCAUCUCCCGCGAACAAAGCAGUGACUCUUCCAUUCUUACGACCGCGUUUAUACCAACUGGUGCAGUCUGCCGGUCAUAUCACACCAGCUCAUCAAUCACUCGCGUGUUCAGCACAAAAGAUUUGAUAUCUUCCAUGGCCAGGCCAGCUUCGUCAAAUGGAGCACCCGCUCCUGGGAAGAACAACUCGCGGUCUUCGAGGGAGCUGUGGCAAGAUCGCCAAAAUAAGAGCGCAUACAUCGUGAUAAGAACCCUUGGAGUCGGUCGUGGAGCCGGCGACCCGCUGAUGCAUUUAGAUGAUCGGGCCUCCAUCGUCAUUCUCAUUGCCCUGCCAUCACUAAUCUUCAUGAUCAGACCCUUUCAGCAGACCUAUCAAGCCAAGCACGUGCUAGGUCUACGUGGCGGAUGUACCGGCACUUCUGUCGAUACCGAAUUUGGCAGCAAUCUCUGUCUUCAAGCCAAUGCCACCGGUGCAGAGUGGCUCCAAUCGACAGGCGCCAAGCGUGCGACUCAAGACAAUUGCACCGAAACUGCCGUUAACGAGCUGAGGAUCGGGAGUCGAGCGUUCGCAAUAUUCCAAGACCAUGUGCCAGAGGACAUUUCCCAACAGAUGCUUGCAUUCUUUGAAAAUGGGACGGAUCCUACAGGCGGCGGAACCGACAUUCCAGCUUCUUUUCUGCCAUAUGAAGUUCUUGGGUAG
Molecule: messenger RNA, 1014 nt
Organism: Zasmidium cellare ATCC 36951
Lineage: Eukaryota; Fungi; Ascomycota; Dothideomycetes; Mycosphaerellales; Mycosphaerellaceae
Exons: 3
Coding region: 1-1014 (337 amino acids)
Source: RefSeq, a predicted model, not a curated record